Maniola jurtina (meadow brown) is the source of this 4313-nucleotide messenger RNA. RefSeq names its product nuclear pore complex protein Nup160 homolog (gene Nup160). Gene Ontology annotation, cellular component: nuclear pore. Lineage: Eukaryota; Metazoa; Arthropoda; Insecta; Lepidoptera; Nymphalidae. Bases 187 to 3990 code for a protein of 1267 amino acids. Gene Ontology annotation, molecular function: structural constituent of nuclear pore. The transcript is spliced from 27 exons. The record is from RefSeq and is a predicted model, not a curated record.
UAAACUCAAAUUCAAAUUGUUCAAAUGUCAAUCAAAAUAAGUUUGGUUAAUUUAAAAAUUGAGAAAUCUCAAAUAUUGAAUUCAUUACAGUAGUGAGUAGAUUGAAAAUUAAUUCACAUAACACGAGACAUUAGCCUUAGAUAAGAAAAACUUUUUCUAUAUUGGUAUUUUAUUGAAUUUCGAAGCAUGGAAUUCAUUGAAGCAAUACCGGUUACUUUCAAAGAAAUUACUCCAAAUCACAAUAUUCCAGAAAAAUGGAAAGAAGUGAUCUUAAAUACAGGUGGUACACAUAGUACACUACAAGAUAUCAAACUUCCUCAGAAAGCCGGUGGUUACUGGUACAGGGACUCCAAAAAGGCAAACACAAGAAAUCGAUUCAUAUAUUGGCAAACAACCUCUGAUUCCAUAGAACUAUCAGAAGCUUCCUUAGAUGUGAAUCUGGCUGGAUGUAACUUAAGAUGCAAAGUAGCACCAGGGACACCACCUUUGAAUAACUUAGCAUUUUAUGAGAGAACAGCUUCACAGCAAAUUGUUAUGCUAGCAGCUACUGUUUCAUCAGUGCAUAGACUGGUGUUCCCUCAUCCUGAUGUUUUGGACUUCAGGUUGGAUAGAAAGUCAGCUAUUGGAUCAAUGGGCAAUAUGACACCAUCAAUAUUUAUUGAUACAAGUGCAGUAAACAAUCCUAACAAUUAUUACAUUCUCAAUCAAUAUUCAAACACAAACACUGGGGUAGCACAUUCUUGCGCUUCCUUACUGCGAGACAAUGGAGAGGCGGUAUUUGCCUUGGCAUUUGGUUACGGAGGGGAAGGAGGCCUGCUGCUAGUCAAGCUGCCAGUCACUGGCUCCGCAGUCACCACAUUACUGAAACGGGAAUCUACAGUGCCUCGAUUCUUGCAUGGAAUUACUGGAGCAUUGAGAGGAAAAAGCGAUGGUGUAGACACAUACGGCGUGGUGCUCAUCAAUGGUUUGGCGGUCGCGGUGUGCGGCGACACUUGUCUACGCGCGUGGCUGCUGGACGACGGCGGCGCGCCCACCGCAGUCUCCGCGCCGCUGUCACAGACACUAGAUAGACCUAAAUCUCCUCCACAUGGCCACAUGCUGCAAUAUGCAACUGCAUUGGACGGAAGUAUCUUGCUGGUGGCAUUCCUCUCUUUCCCCAAUGAAUGUGAAUUUAUGGUGAUGAAAAUGCACGAUGGAGGCGCCGGUGCCGUCAAAUUCUCACAGAUAUGUCACAUAUUUGGACCUCAGCUGGACCUCCUGGAUUACUCAAUUGGUUAUGGGGAAGGUAGCCACGUUAUUUGGGCGCUUUGGACGCAGCCGGACGGUGACGCUGUUGUGACAAGCAGCGCGAUCGGCGCAGAGGCGAGCUGGCGCGCGGUGGCGGCGCGCGAGGCGCCAGGCGCGCUGCCGCAGCUGGCGUCGCACCAGCAGUACCGCGACCGCCUGCUCGCGCCGGGCCUGUUCCCUCAGGCUCUCGUCAAAAAGGCUCUCGUGAUAUACCGUCGGACCUGGGGCGGUGCCGAGACGGGAGUGGACGGCGACCUGAGGGAGUCCUGCAUGGACGCCGUACAGGCGCGCAUGCGCAACCUCGCUGCACGCUCCACUACGCUCGACCAUUCACAACUCAUGCAUAAGUGCUGGUCUGAUUUGUACAGCUGGUGCAUGCAGUACAUGGAAGGGUUGCAGAAACCACUCGGUCUUAUGGUGUCAAAACAUUGCGGCGAAGCGGAGAGCGGCUGGUGGUGCGCGGUGGUGCGGCGCUCGGGCGUGUCGCUGGUGCGGCAGCUGGAGCCGCUCGAGCGCAUCAUGCUAUCGCCCGAGCCUGAAGACACGCUGCCCGACGCGCGUGCAACUAUGGGUGAUACAGGUGAGCUGUCGGCGGAUGCGGUCCGGGUGGUGGUGGCGGGCGCGCGCUGGGAGCGAGCGGCCACCACGGCGGGCGCGGCCGACCUGGAGCGGCGCCUGUUCGCGUGUGCGGCGCCACAGCACCGCCUGCUGCCGCGCCUGCUGCAUCUGUUGCUCGCCGCCACGCCGCAGGAUCACCCCGCACCGACUUUGUCACCUGAGCAGAUUGAUGAAAUCACAUCCAUUUUGGAGCCUAUCAAAGAUUUACAAAAUGCUGUCCUGGAGUUAAAUGAUGCUUUAAGAUUGGAUGUUCCCGAAAUUGAUACUUGUAAAAGUGAUGAUGAAGAAACAAGCGAGUAUGACAACUUGUUUGCUAGUGAUUUGGGAGUAGCUAUUGUUACUGAAGCAAUACGUCAAAUGGCUGAAAUGAGAUCGCGCGUAGUGCGCGGGGCGCUGGCCGCGCUGGGCGUGGCGCGCGGCGCGGGUGGCGUGCCGGGCGCGGGUCACUGCGCCGUGCACUGGCAGGCCUACCGCGCGCUGCUGUGGCUGAGAGCAGCGACGUUGCAGCGCCCUGCGGCGGGCUCAUCGGACGUGUUUCGGCUGAAGUUGACGGCGCUGGGCGGCGAGAGCGCGGAGGCGAGCGCGGCGGAGGGCACAAGCGGCGCGGCGGCGGCCUACGCGGCGGCGGCGGGCGGGCGGCGCGCUCGGCGGCACCUCGCGGCCGCGCGCGCCCCUACGCACUGGCACCAGGCGCUCCCGCUCAUGGCGUACCACCUCGCGCACCAACUUUGGGCUGUGAGCGGCGGAUUUGAGUUUGGCUGGUGGCUAGCCUCCAUAAACCAGCCGCGUCUCGUGCAAAGCUACGUGGCUCUUUUGGAACCCUGGUGCGAAUGGAAUGCUUGUUCGCGCCAGUUUAUCCUGGGCCUGGCUCUGCUGGAGCUAGAGGACGCGGAGGGCGCGUACACGGCGUUCUGCCGCGCCGCCAAGGGCGUCAGCACGGAGCCCUUCCUGCGCAGCCUGGUGGCCGCGCCCGACGCCCGCCUCACGCAGCACCAGGCUCUCGUCCUUUACUACAUGAAGGUGAUAAAACUGUUCGAGAUACACGACGCUGGCGCAUGCGUCGUCAGACUGGCCGAGACGGCCAUCAGCAUCGCCGAUAAGGAUGAUCCUAACUUGGCGAUGUUCCAGUGGGUAGUGUUCAAGUGGCACCUAUCAGGCGGGCGCGUGUCGCGCGCGCUCAGCGCCGCGGCCGCCAACCCCGCACCGCACGCGCGCGCCGCCGCCGCCGCCACGCUCCUCACUACGCUCGCGGAGCGCAAACAGCUGGACGCGUUGGUGUCGUGCGGCGCGCUGGCGGCCGAGGCGGAGCGCGCGGCGGCCACGCGCGCCAAGCUGCACGACCCGCACCCGCACAACCCCUACUACGACUUCCUCUACGCGCUGCACCUCUCCCGGCAUCAUUACAGAAAAGCGGCUGUGGUGAUGUACGAGCGAGCCGCGCGGUGCGCGUCGGAGCGCGGUGGCGCGGCGUGGCGGCGCCGCUGCCUGGCGGCCGCUGUCACAUGUCUGCGUCUGGCCGCGCCCGAGCACGCCUUCCUCGCCAAGUCCUCCGCGCCCAGAGCGCUGCAGGUGAUUGGUCCAGAAGAAUUGGCCGCCGAGCUGCGUCAAGAAGUACCGGAAGCCUUGGAUUCAGUUCAACAAGCGCUACUUAAAACUGACAAAAUAGACUUUGAAAAUUUAUAUCCAAAAUUGAAAGAGGCAGAUGCGGAAACCCUAUUGGCUGUAACCAAGAGAGCAAUCAGCACUAGCCAGUUUCUACCUAAAUGGUUCCUCAACAGAUUUAUGGCGGUAGAGGGCAGCCUGUGCGUGCGCGCUUUGCUGAGCGGCGGGCGCGCGCUGGAGGCGGGUGAGCUUUGCUGUGAGGCGCUGCGCCGCGCCGCACUGGAACUAUGUCCGCCCACACCCGCACCGCGCGCCGCGCCGCUUGCGCUGGCCGACCUGCUGCUGAGCGAGCUGCCCCACCACGCGCACCAUCCCCACAUCCAACAGGUGUAUAAUGACCUGAAAUCUCUUGUGGAGGAAUACAUGAAAAUAGUAAUACGCACAUCAGAGGACAUGAAGUUGGCGCAAAUUAAAACUCGAUAAUAAAUCAAAAUUGUAAUUGUUUAUUUCUUUCCUUAAAUAAGAAUAAAAUAAUUGUCAUUUCAAAUUGCAGAUUAUUAACCUUGAACCCUUUCUCCAUCACCAUUUGUUUACAGUUUACACCACCUGCACCCCAAUACAAUUUAAUUUAUUCAAAUAAAUAAUAAUUAACAUUAAGUUGCUAGUUUGGUCAUGUAUUUGGCUUUUAUCACAGUAUAACAUAAAGGCGAUAAUUAAAAAAAAAAAGAUAUGAGCUCAUAUCUACAUUCUAUUCAUUUUUGAUCAAUCAUCUUUAUAACCGUUUCAUAAUCAGCAUAGCUUAUUUA